This is a messenger RNA of Aphis gossypii (cotton aphid), 1387 nucleotides long. RefSeq lists its product as uncharacterized. NCBI's taxonomy places the organism in Eukaryota, Metazoa, Arthropoda, Insecta, Hemiptera, Aphididae. Gene Ontology annotation, cellular component: nucleus. The transcript has 2 exons. Bases 276 to 695 code for a protein of 139 amino acids. The record is from RefSeq and is a predicted model, not a curated record.
GGCUAUUCAGAAACUCAUACGAAAAAGAUCUGUAUACGAACGAUUCACACGAUUCAUUUUCGUAUACGAAUGGAAAAUAGUAUUCACAAAACAUUUAUAUUCUUAUACGAAUCUGUGAUCCGUAUGGGAAUAAUUUUCCCAUGAUGAACAGCGGCAACGUCGCAAUUUUUUAUUUUUAUCAUGGAAGAAAAAACUAUUUGUAUUGUUGUACUUAACAUUUCCCGCGUUUCAUUAAGUUUUUUCUGUUUUGACCGUUAAUUGGAUUUUUUUUCAAAAUGUCGGUAGAAAAAAGAUUUAAGUCAAAGUCGGUGACAAACGACCAAAAAUCAGCCAUGGUCGAUUUUAUGAAAAACCACGAGGAAUUGGCUAAAGGGAAACAUUCCUCUACCUUCACACAAGCCAUAGCAAGGCAACAGUGGGAAGAAUUAUCGGGAGUAUUAAACUCAAUUCCGGGCCCUAUAAAAGACUGGAAGGCCUGGCGCCGGACAUGGCAAGAUCUAAAGGCUGAUGCUAAAAAAAAACAGGCACAAAUAAAUAAAAAUUUAAAAGGUACUGGAGGCGGGCCAUCAACAGCUGGAUCACUUGAUAGUUUAAGUGAAACGGUGGUUGGUAUGAUAGGUGUAGUGCCUAUUUCUGGGGACCCUUUAAUUACGGAUUAUCCAAUUUGUUUUGACUUUGAUUCCCCAAACAGGUAAUUUAUUUUAAUAAUAUUAAUAUAAAGAGUUAUUCGAAUUAAUUUACAGUUAACUAAUUAGAUACUAUGUUAUAGACAACAAAACCAACCAUUAGUUAUCAAUGUACCAAAUAAUGAAAAAUUAGAUGAAUUGGAUUCAACAAACAUGUAAUAUAACAACAUUUUAACUUAAUAAUAAUAGUGAUAUGUACUGUCCCUGAAUUUUUUCAUUACAUUUGUUUUAAAAAUAUUGUAGAACAACAGUUACAUGACAUGAAUAAUGCAUGUAAUUAUUCACAAAAAAAAAAAAAAUAAAAAUUUCACUUUCAUUCUACAAUUAUUAUAAAAGACAGAGUUAAAGUAUAAUUUAAGAAAGAUCAGGGGUUACUUAUGAGUCAGUAUUGGACAUGAGUAAAAUAACAAUUUAUUUAAAUUUAAAUUGUGGUGUUGAGAUUUAAUUUCAAAUAUAAGAUAUUAAACAUGUUAAUAGUAGGAUACAGUACAUGUUAAUUUUGCAUGAUCCAAACACUUUUAACAUUUACUAAUUUUUCAUUUUUAGUUUAGUCACUGAUUCAUUAAUCGCUAAAGAAGCAUUAGAGAUACAAAAAUCUCCCAGUUUUAUGGAUGUAUCAAAGUAUAAUUUACAUUUAAUGUGUAAUUAGAUCUAAAAAUGUAUUAAAAUGUUUUAUUUUUGUUUUUUAAAGUGAUGCUCUU